Molecule: messenger RNA, 825 nt
Organism: Alexandromys fortis (reed vole)
Lineage: Eukaryota; Metazoa; Chordata; Mammalia; Rodentia; Cricetidae
Product: rano class II histocompatibility antigen, A beta chain-like
Exons: 5
Coding region: 55-825 (256 amino acids)
Biological process (GO): immune response; antigen processing and presentation
Cellular component (GO): MHC class II protein complex; membrane
Source: RefSeq, a predicted model, not a curated record
UGAAGGGCACAGCAGGUGUGCGUCCUGGAGACUCCCAUUACCUUUUCCUUCGAGAUGGCUGUGCAGGUCCCCAGCUUCCUCCUCACAGCAGCUGUGGUGCUGAUGGUGCUGAGCAGCCCGGGGGCCGCGGGCAGAGACUCCCCAAGGGAUUUCGUGAUCCAGUUCAAGGGCCUGUGCUACUUCACCAACGGGACGCAGCGCGUGCGGGGUGUGGACAGAUACGUCUACAACCGGGAGGAGUUCUUGCGCUACGACAGCGACGUGGGCAAGUUCAUCGCGGUGACCGAGCGGGGGCGGGGCAUAGCCGAGGACUUCAACAGCCAGAAGGAGAUCCUGGAGCAGAAGCGGGCCGAGACGGACACGGUGUGCAGACACAACUACGAGAAGACGGAGGUCCCCACCGCCCUGAGGCGGCGUGAGCAGCCCAAGGUGGCCAUCUACCUGUCCAGGACAGAGGUCCUCAACCACCACAACAGGCUGGUCUGCUCGGUGACAGAUUUCUACCCGGCCCACAUCAAAGUGCACUGGCUCCGGAAUGGCCAGGAGCAGACGGAGGGGGUUGAGUCUACACAGCUUAUUCAGAACGGGGACUGGACUUACCAGGUCCUGGUGAUGCUGGAGAUGACCCCUCAGCGGGGAGAUGUCUACACCUGCCACGUGGAGCACCCCAGCCUGCAGAGCCCCGUCACUGUGGAGUGGAGGGCACAGUCUGAGUCUGCCCAGAGCAAGAUGCUGAGCGGCAUUGGGGGCUUUGUGCUGGGGCUCAUCUUCCUCGGGCUGGGCCUUUUCGUCCGUCACAGGAGUCAGAAGGGGCUCCUACAGUGA